This is a messenger RNA of Drechmeria coniospora, 1401 nucleotides long. RefSeq lists its product as uncharacterized. The record is from RefSeq and is a predicted model, not a curated record. Gene Ontology annotation, biological process: regulation of transcription by RNA polymerase II. Bases 1 to 1401 code for a protein of 466 amino acids. NCBI's taxonomy places the organism in Eukaryota, Fungi, Ascomycota, Sordariomycetes, Hypocreales, Ophiocordycipitaceae. The transcript is spliced from 2 exons. Gene Ontology annotation, molecular function: RNA polymerase II cis-regulatory region sequence-specific DNA binding; DNA-binding transcription factor activity, RNA polymerase II-specific.
AUGGCGACUUACGAAGCUUUGACCGAAGCCUUGCACCUUCACCCGCACCCACCAACCUCUGCCACUGCUGGCAUUGUUAUGGACUGUAGUUCAUCUCAGCCUUUCGACCCGUAUUCUCGCCGGCAGGAAAGCUCAGCCCAGCAGCCCAGCAUGUCUAUUCUUACCAUGUCCGCGUCAUCACCUCACCCCAUGUUCCGGAACGAUUACUCCUACGGCGCAGUCCAAACUUCCUCCGAAGCCGCACUUCAUCCUCGCGACAACAGGCCUGUCUCUCUUCCCUCGAUCCGUCAGACCUUUCCCGAGCUUCAUCUCGAUGGACUGCGCGCACCCGGCGUGAACCAGAAGCUACAGACCGUUGCGCCUCUUCACACUCUGGCAUCCCCGGAAUACGUUCACUCGCCCAACUCGAACAAGCGGCGAAGGGUCUCGAUCGAAGCUGAUCGAUCCCCCUUGAGAGCAAACCAGGUACCGCGGCUGUAUCGUAGCCCCGAGCAGCUACCGCAUGGAGGGCCAUCGCCUCCACACGAACGAUCAAGUGUGAUGGAGACUUGGUGCGGCCCUCUGCGGCCAGGCCCUUAUCUCCCCGGUGGCGUUGCGCAGGCCCCGCUCGAGGUGAACGGCAGGGCAGACCCUCGGCUUCUUUCUCUGCCCAGUCUGCCACCGGCGGCCCAGAGGGAACCCACGCCGAUGCAUCACUCCCGCGAAGUCGUCCCGGUACCGACAGGACCGACGGCUUUGGAGAGACCUCCGGCGUAUCCAGGUCACGACUACGGCUACCAGUACCAGCAGCCGGCACGCUACCAGCCACCUCUCCCCCCGAGCUCCGUCCGACCUCACGACAAUGCCCCAUUCUUGAUGGGAGGGCCGCAAUACCAAGAGCCGAAUCGGUACGGCGAACUUGGCAGCAUUACACUGGACUUGAAGCAGAGGAAGCGGCGGGGGAACCUCCCGAAGGAGACGACGGACAAGCUACGAUCAUGGUUUGUGGCGCAUCUUCACCAUCCUUACCCGUCGGAAGAGGAGAAGCAAGAGUUGAUGAGGCAGACUGGUCUCUUGAUGAGUGCGAUCCGCCCAUCUCCUCAUUGUAGAUGUCUAUGGAAUAGCGAUGCUGACAUUUUUUGGCCAGAUCAAAUCUCCAACUGGUUCAUCAACGCGCGGCGGCGGCAGCUACCGGCCAUGAUCAGCAACGCGAGAGCCGAGUCGGCGGCGAUGAAUGGCCGGACCGGCAGCAUCAUGGAUGGCAAGAUCCUGGCCACGACGGAGCGGGGGGUCGACCACGGCGCCCCCGGCAAUCGCAGAGGGGUAAAGCCUCUCAGCGAUGGCGAAGGCAGUACCUACGAAGAAGAAAUGGGCCACCUGGGUGAGCGGAGAGCCAGCGCAUUCAACCGAGAGAGCAUUUGA